Molecule: messenger RNA, 543 nt
Organism: Procambarus clarkii (red swamp crayfish)
Lineage: Eukaryota; Metazoa; Arthropoda; Malacostraca; Decapoda; Cambaridae
Source: RefSeq, a predicted model, not a curated record
AUGGAACAGAAAUACGGCACACAGAGAACACAUGGAACAGAAAUACGGCACACAGAGAACACAUGGAACAGAAAUACGGCACAGAGAACACAUGGAACAGAAAUACGGUACACAGAGAACACAUGGAACAGAAAUACGGCACACAGAGAACACAUGAAACAGAAAUACGGUACACAGAGAACACAUGAAACAGAAAUACGGCACACAGAGAACACAUGGAACAGAAAUACGGUACACAGAGAACACAUGGAACAGAAAUACGGCACACAGAGAACACAUGAAACAGAAAUACGGCACACAGAGAACACAUGGAACAGAAAUAGGAUGAUACACAGAGAACACAUGGAACAGAAAUACGGCACACAGAGAACACAUGAAACAGAAAUACGGCACACAGAGAACACAUGGAACAGAAAUACGGCACACAGAGAACACAUGGAACAGAAAUACGGCACACAGAGAACACAUGAAACAGAAAUACGGCACACAGAGAACACAUGGAACAGAAAUACGGCACACAGAGAACACAUGGAACAGAAAUAG